This is a messenger RNA of Trichophyton verrucosum HKI 0517, 1638 nucleotides long. Its product is annotated as metalloreductase transmembrane component, putative. Gene Ontology annotation, molecular function: ferric-chelate reductase activity. Lineage: Eukaryota; Fungi; Ascomycota; Eurotiomycetes; Onygenales; Arthrodermataceae. The transcript has a single exon. Gene Ontology annotation, biological process: intracellular iron ion homeostasis; iron ion transport; copper ion import. The coding region runs from base 1 to 1638 and encodes 545 amino acids. The record is from RefSeq and is a predicted model, not a curated record. Gene Ontology annotation, cellular component: plasma membrane.
AUGGCGAGAGAAUACUCGUCAGCAACCCUCAGCCCGCUGAAGAUGGGGCGGUGGGAGCUCCAGCCGCCGCCGCUGGGCAGAGUCAGCGUUGUCCUGGCCAACUUCAUCGCCGUCAUGGUGUUCUGCUUCUACAAGCUCAACACCUUGGACAAGUGGUCGUGGGAGACGGUCGGGUACCGGACCGGGUUCAUGACCGUCGCCCAGCUGCCGCUCAUCUUGCUGCUGGCCGGCAAGAGGAACAUCAUCGGCUUCCUGACGGGCUCCAGCCACGAACGGCUCAACUGGCUGCACCGAUGGACCGCCAGGACGCUCUGGAUGUCCGCUACCGUCCACAUGGGGUUCUGGUUCCGCAGCUGGGGGCGCUUCAACUACAUUGCUACCAAAGUCAGAACGGAUCCCCUGACGCAGCGAGGGAUAGCAGCCUGGUCUAUCCUUACCUUCAUCCUCUUUGCCACUCUUUCGCCCGUGAGACGCUGGAGUUAUGAGCUUUUCUUCGUCUCCCACGUUGUGACUUAUGCGGGCUUCAUUGCUGCUGCAUGGCUGCAUGCCGAGCCCGAGGUUAAGAUGUGGGUUUGGGUGUCUAUUGCUCUCGUUGUCUUUGAUCGAGUAGCCAGGUGGGCGAUGAUGGUUUGGUCGAACCUCGCUAUCUUCUCCCGGUCAUCUUCCCGCAGUAACUCCCCCUCUUCUUCUCUGUGGGCGAACUAUGCUACAUUCGCCCCCUUGGCUGGAAAUGUUACCAGAGUCACCAUCCGCAACCCAGUCAUCUCCUGGAAGCCGGGCCAGCAUGUCUUCCUCUUCGUCCCUGCUCUUGCCCCCUUCCAAAGCCAUCCGUUCACCAUCUCUUCCCUUCCAUCGGACAACAAGAUAGAAUUCCUCAUCCGUGCCGAGUCAGGUGCUACCAGAGCCAUUCUCAACCACGCGGGGAAGUGGAAUACCACCAUCGACUCGGACUCAACUCGUCUUGUUGCUCUCGAUGGACCAUACGGCGCUAUCAGGCCCCUUCGCCAGUUCGACAGUGUCGUCUUCUUCGCAGGCAGCAUGGGAGUAACUUUCACCAUGCCAUUACUGCGUGACAUUGUCGAGGGCUGGAAGGGAGAAUGCAACGGCGGUUCCGUCCCCAUUACCAAACAUAUCCAUUUUGUCUGGGCCAUUCGUUCCCAUUCACACAUCUCAUGGUUCCAGAAGGAGCUGGAGUCUCUCAUGCGGGACGUGGAAGACUGCCGAGCAACCAACUCCAAGUUCAGGCCAACGUUUGAAAUAAGCAUAUACCUCACUUCCGAUCCUCAUCUGUCUGCUACUAGCCCUUCGGCUCACGGUACCGGUCUACAUAUACAACGUACCCCUUCGACAGCUUCCGAUUCAUCUCAGACGACAUCCCUUUCCCCCCUUGUUUCCUGGGAAAAGGGUCUAUCUUCCAAGUCCCCAGUCUGUCUCAGGACGGGUAGACCGAAUAUCGACAACAUCAUUCUCUCGACUCUUGAGGUGGCAGAGGGCGAGAGCGCUGUCGUCGUAUGCGGUCCCAGUGGGCUCAGCACAGAUGUACGACGCAACGUCGUCUCUCUAUCUGACGAACGAGCAGUACAUAAAGGUACAGGGGCGCAGGGUAUAUAUUUACAUGUCGAGGAAUUCGGUUUCUAA